This is a messenger RNA of Fraxinus pennsylvanica, 360 nucleotides long. The record is from the annotation of a GenBank genome assembly. NCBI's taxonomy places the organism in Eukaryota, Viridiplantae, Streptophyta, Magnoliopsida, Lamiales, Oleaceae.
AUGCUGAAGUUGGAAGUUGACUAUAAAGUGAGUACAGUGGAUCUUGGAUCCUGCGGGAUUCACCCUACGAGGCUUGAUGAGAUUUCGUCUGUUUCUGAUUAUGUGCAGCCAUUGAUGGAUUUCAGGGCCUCUCUGCCUGAUGAUGAAAGGGUGGUAUUGAUUGGACACAGUUAUGGUGGUAUUCCUAUUUCUCUUUCCAUGUGGAGUUUCCCUGAAAGUAUUUCUAUUGCAGUCUUUAUCACAGCCUACAUGCCAAUUGUCAAGAUCCCCCAGCAUCUCUUAUUCAAGAGUAAGAAGAGAUUGUGGCUUAAUCAUUAUGCGUUGCACGCAGGAUAUGGAAUUGGCCAAGAUGUUGAUUAG